Messenger RNA from Limanda limanda (common dab), 1679 nucleotides. It is a transcript of the gene ddx47, whose product is annotated as DEAD (Asp-Glu-Ala-Asp) box polypeptide 47. The coding region runs from base 15 to 1511 and encodes 498 amino acids. NCBI's taxonomy places the organism in Eukaryota, Metazoa, Chordata, Actinopteri, Pleuronectiformes, Pleuronectidae. Gene Ontology annotation, molecular function: ATP binding; RNA helicase activity; nucleic acid binding. The transcript is spliced from 12 exons. The record is from RefSeq and is a predicted model, not a curated record.
GGUCUGCGAGCAUCAUGGCGGACGACAUCCUGGAGGAGAACGUGAAGACGAACACAGAGGAAGCACUCGACGGAUCCAGCAGUGAUGAAGAUGAGGGUGAAGUUAAACCCGUCGCGAUCGAAGAGCCGGUGAAGAGCUUCAAGGACCUGGGGGUCACCGAGGUGCUGUGUGAGGCCUGCGAGCAGCUGGGAUGGAAGACCCCCACUAAGAUCCAGGUGGAGGCGAUACCGGUGGCUCUGGAUGGGAAGGACGUCAUCGGUUUGGCAGAGACCGGCUCAGGGAAGACGGGCGCCUUCGCUCUGCCCAUCCUCCAGUCGCUGCUGAACUCGCCCCAGAGGCUGCACACCCUCGUGCUCACGCCCACCAGGGAGCUAGCGUUCCAGAUCGCUGAGCAGUUCGAAGCCUUGGGCUCCAGCAUCGGUGUGAAGUGCGCUGUCAUUGUCGGUGGGAUUGAUAUGAUGUCCCAGUCUAUGGUGCUGGCCAAGAAACCACACAUCGUCAUCGCGACACCUGGUCGGCUGAUCGACCACAUGGAGAACACCAAAGGCUUCUCCCUCCGAGCGCUGAGGUUCCUGGUCAUGGACGAAGCCGACAGAAUCCUCAACAUGGACUUUGAGACUGAGGUGGAUAAAAUCUUGAAGGUGAUUCCCAGAGACAGACGAACCUUCUUGUUCUCCGCCACCAUGACGAAAAAGGUCCAGAAACUUCAGAGAGCCGCUCUGAAGGAUCCUGUGAAGUGCUCAGUAUCCACCAAGUACUCCACAGUGGAAAAACUGCAGCAAUACUACAUCUUCAUCCCAUCCAAGUACAAGGACUGUUACCUGGUGUCCAUCGUGAACGAGCUGGCCGGUAACUCCUUCAUGAUUUUCUGCAGCACCUGUAACAAUGCCCAGCGGGUGGCGCUGUUGUUAAGGAACCUUGGAAUCACUGCCAUCCCUCUUCAUGGCCAAAUGAGUCAGAACAAACGACUGGGAGCACUGAACAAGUUCAAGUCGAAGUCUCGGUCGGUGCUGCUGGCGACCGACGUGGCGUCCAGAGGACUGGACAUCCCUCACGUGGACUGUGUCAUUAACUACGACAUCCCUACUCACUCCAAGGACUACAUCCAUAGAGUUGGUCGGACAGCCAGAGCUGGUCGGUCCGGGAAAUCCAUCACCUUCGUCACCCAGUAUGAUGUGGAGCUGUUCCAGCGAAUCGAAACCCUGAUAGGGAAGAAACUUCCUGCUUUCCCGACCCAGGAAGACGAAGUGAUGAUGUUGGUGGAGCGGGUGAGCGAAGCCCAGCGAUUCGCCAGGCUGGAAAUGAAGGAGCAAGGCGAGAAAAGGAAAAGGCCCAAACGAGGAGACGGAGACGAAGAUGACACAGAACAAUCGAGCGGAGUGAGGAAGAAAGUGAGAGGUGGAGCAGGAGCGAGUGGAGGAAUGGGAGGAGGAGGAGGAGGAAGAGGUGGAGGAGCAAGAGAAAGAGGAGGGAAGAACCGGGGUGUCGGGGCCUGGAGAGGAGGACGCUGAAGCCUCUCACAUUAACAGACUGUACAUAACCACAACGUGAAUAUCUGCCCUGUUAUUGAUGAUGACGAAUGAAAAAUGGACUAUUUAAUUCCAGAAAAACAUGUCUUUCUUUCCUUCCUUCCCCCUUCUUUUCCACAUUUGUAAUAAAAUGCAACUGUUAAACCAAAA